GUCUCCUCAGUCCACACUCCAGGUCAGCGGGUGGCGGUAAUGCAUUUUGCUGCACUUCCAACCGUUCCACAAAACUAAAGAAAAAGAAGAAGAAAAACCUGGUAACAUAGGAACGUUACUACCGCCGCCUGAAUAAUCUGUACUCCUUCUGACGACCGCUCGCUAGGGGCGAGAUGAACCCCCCGGCCAUGUCAGAGUCUGCCCCCCUGUUCCCAAACCUCAGUGCCUUGGGCGCAUCUGCUGGCCCAUCGGGCUCCGACAUGGAGCUGCAGAAGAUGCUUAUUGACGAGCGGAUGCGAUGCGAACACCACAAGACCAACUACCAGACCCUGAAGGCAGAGCACACCCGUUUGCAGACGGAGUACACGCGGGCACAGGACGAGCUGAAAAGGAUGCUCUUCGAUAAGCAGGGCGUCCAGGACAAGCAGCAGCUGCUGCUGGCCGAGCUUCAGGGGGAGCUGCUGGACAGGACCAGGGAGCUGGAGGAGCUCCGGAUGCAGGUCGUCACUCCUCAGAAGCUGGAGCUGCUGCGAGGUCAGAUCCAGCAGGAGCUCGAGGGCCCGGUGAGGGAGCGUUUCAGCAAGCUGGAGGAGGAGACGGAGAAGUACAGGUCGGACUUCAACAAGCUGCGGUAUGAAUACACAAUCCUGAGGUCGGAGUGUGACCACCAGAGGGAGGAACACGCUCGCAUUCUGGAGGAGAGGAAGCUCCGCUUUGAUGCAGAGGUCUGCCGGCUGGAGAGGGAGAAGGAGGAGUGGAGUGCCCAGAUGCUGAGUUCAGACCCGGCCCGGGACAGCAAGCGGGUGGAGGUGCUGCUGCGGGACAAGGCCCAGCUCCACCUGCGGCUCAAAGGCCUGGAGGCCGAGGUGGCUGAGCUCCGGGCAGAGAGGGACAGCUCCGGCGCCCAGGCCGAAAACGUGCAGAGGAUACAGGUCCGCCAGCUGGCCGAGUCCCAGGCUACAGUCAAGGCCCUGGAGGCGGAGAAGCAGUCACUGCGGCUACAGGGCGAGAGGCUGGAGGGUGAGCUGAAGCUCGGGCUGGAGCAGAACACCUCGCUGACCGGCCGGCUGCACAAGGCCGAGAGGCAGGUCAACCUGCUGACCAGCCAGGUGGAGCAGCAGAAGCACUCGCACAAGCUGGAGCUGGCCAACGUGAGGCUGGAGAGCGUGAGGGCCAGGGCGGAGGUGGAGAGAGAGAGGGACUCCCUGCAGAGUCAGGCGGAAGGGCUGCAGCUGGACGUGGAGGUGCUGAAGGAGGCGCUGGAGCGCGACAGGGAGCUCCUGGUGGAGAAGGAGCGGGAGGCAGUGCGCAGAGUGCAGGCGGCGCAGGAGGAGGAGUUCCGCAAGAUGGCCGCCGUGCAGGAGGAGAAGCUGGAGCUGGAGGCCCGCCUGUCGGAGCUGGAGCAGCACAGGGUGCUGCAGGACGCCGCAGGGAGCUCCCAGAAGGAGGAGUGGGAGGAGCGCCUCCGUGCCGCCCAGCUGGGGGAGGAGUCUGCCCGGAGGGAGGCGCAGAGCCUCAGGGUCAAAGUGCAGCAGCAAGGGCUUCAGCUGGAGGAGCUGGCGAGGCAGAAACAGGAAAAUGCAGACCUCAGACAGAGAAACCAGGAUCUGAGCGUGCAGCUGGGCACGCUGGGACACUCUGAGGGUGAGCUGCUGGAGACCAAUCACAGGCUGCGAGAGACGCUGGAGCGGCUGAAGGAGGAGCUGAGGAAUGCGCGCGGUCAGGCCGAACGGGCCCAGCAGGGAGCCGAGAGGGCUCUGGAGGAGCGGAGGGUGGAGUGGUUGGAGGAGAAGCACAAGCUCCAGGCCCGGGAGGCAGAACUCCAGGAGAAGCACUGCCAGGCCAAAGAGAGGCUGCAGAGGGCCGCACUGGCGCAGAAGAAGAGGAAGACCAUGAAUGAGCACAGGGAGAAGAAGCUCCAGGAUAAGAUUCAGCUGCUGGAGGCCAAGAUCGCACAGCUGGAGCUGGAGACAACAGCAGCAAAGAAGCCGGCGUACUCUGAGGAGCAGGCUCACCUCCACAGGAGGCUGAAGGAGCUGCAGAGGAGGCACAGCGAGUUCCGCCGGCUCCUCCUGGGCACCCAGCUCUCCUCCGCCCUCGCCCCUCCCACGCCUGGGGCAGAGGGGGUUUUCCCCGGACCCCCUGAUAUGGAGCACCAGCAGGAGCUGGCUGUGCUGAGGAGGCGUCUGGAGGAGCUGGAGUCCAGCCAGCAGCAGCAGCUGGAGGAGCUGGGCCCCCCGCCGGGCAGGGCCUCCCCGUCCCCACUCUGACCUCUGACCCCCCCUCAGAGGAGGGGUCUGAAUGCGUGCCAUCAUGUGUUUGUUUUUUAAAUGAUAUUUUUCACUUUUUUUAAACCACAAAUGUGUGUGUGACUGGUGCUCAGAUUUUGCACAGGAGAUUUGAAGUUUACAUUGUACAGCGUAGAACACUAUUUCACACCCUGUUCUCCCAGCUUCCCUACCUACAGAACAGCCUUAUUUAAAAGCACACCAAGCUCCUUCCGCCUUCCCCUCUCUGCGUGUUGUAAUUCUGUAGGACAUGUGACCCUUAGGUACUGAGCUGGGCUUUCUCCAUAGCGUUGUGUGUGUCUGGAUUGGAUUGCAGAGGUGUCCAAUCUCAUCACUUCACCAGGGACCUGUUCUACUAAGCAUGAUUACAGUGUUAGCAGGGUAACUGCACAAAGUAAAACCUGGAACAGCUCAUCCCUUCUGUUUUACUCAGUCCAGUUAUCCUGCUAACUCUGUAAUCCUGCUUUGUGGAGCAGGCCCCUGGUUACUCAGGUCUGAAUUAUGUGGUGACUUUUAGGUAAAAACUAAAACCAGCCGAGCUUGUGACUCUCCGGGGCCAGGGUUGCACAGCCAUGGUCCAGCAGCAGGACACCUGAUUAGACUAACUUAGCAAUCGUGGUCUUCAUUCAAGACCUUGGUCAGUUGAAUCAGGUGUUGCAGUGCUAGGCUAAAGCGAAAGUCUGCACCCACACCGGCCCUGUUGGAAUAAAAUUGGAUGUCCCUGUGUGUUACUGAGAUCCGUGCAGCAUCGCACUUCCGCUGUAGUUUCCAGCGGCUGAAAAAGCUCUGGCCUUCUCACGGGUAACAUUUUAAGUGUCACUCAUCUAUGUCUGAAUGCGCUAAGCCACAGCUUUCACAUCUCAAACCACACUUCCUGUUUGUGCUUGCGACACGCCUGUGUCUUUACACUUGGUGACCGAACUGUCAGGGCCGGGGCCGUGGCACCACACACCAUCGUUGUGUGACAAUUAUUUUGUGUCACCUCAUGAUUUGUAACCUUUUUGUACACUAUUUGUGCGAUAAAAUAAUUUUAUCUUUU
Conger conger (European conger) is the source of this 3327-nucleotide messenger RNA. It is a transcript of the gene cep83, whose product is annotated as centrosomal protein 83. Lineage: Eukaryota; Metazoa; Chordata; Actinopteri; Anguilliformes; Congridae. The record is from RefSeq and is a predicted model, not a curated record. The transcript has 16 exons. The coding region runs from base 174 to 2270 and encodes 698 amino acids. Gene Ontology annotation, cellular component: centrosome.